AUGUCAGCUCCAGCACAAAAUUAUAAAGUCGCAGAUAUCUCUUUAGCUGCUUUCGGUAGAAAGGAAAUUGAAUUAGCUGAACAUGAAAUGCCUGGUUUAAUGGCCAUCAGAAAGGCCUAUGCAUCAGUUCAACCAUUAAAGGGUGCUCGUAUUGCAGGUUGUUUACACAUGACCAUUCAAACUGCUGUCUUGAUUGAAACUUUAGUCGCUUUAGGUGCUGAAGUUACUUGGUCCUCCUGUAACAUUUAUUCCACUCAAGAUCAUGCUGCUGCCGCCAUCGCUGCCUCUGGUGUCCCUGUUUUCGCUUGGAAGGGUGAAACUGAAGAAGAAUAUUUAUGGUGUAUUGAACAACAAUUGUUCGCUUUCAAAGAUGGUAAGAAAUUGAAUUUGAUCUUGGAUGAUGGUGGUGAUUUGACCUCUUUGGUUCAUGACAAACAUCCAGAAAUGUUGAAUGAUUGUUUCGGUUUGUCUGAAGAAACUACUACUGGUGUUCACUAUUUGUACAAGAUGGUUAAGGAAAAUAGAUUAAAGGUUCCAGCUAUUAACGUUAACGAUUCUGUUACUAAAUCUAAAUUCGAUAACUUGUACGGUUGUAGAGAAUCUUUAAUUGAUGGUAUCAAGAGAGCCACUGACGUUAUGUUGGCUGGUAAAGUUGCUGUCGUUGCUGGUUACGGUGAUGUUGGUAAAGGUUGUGCCGCUGCCUUGAGAGGUAUGGGUGCUCGUGUCAUUGUCACUGAAAUUGAUCCAAUUAAUGCCUUACAAGCUGCUAUGGAAGGUUAUCAAGUCGCUACCAUGGAUGAAGCUUCCUCCAUAGGUCAGGUUUUUGUUACCACCACUGGUUGUAGAGAUAUUAUUAAUGGUAACCAUUUCGCUAACAUGCCAGAAGAUGCGAUUGUUUGUAACAUCGGUCAUUUUGAUAUUGAAAUCGAUGUCGCUUGGUUAAAGGCUAACGCAAAGGAAUGUAUUAACAUUAAACCACAAGUUGAUCGUUACUUAUUAGAUAAUGGUAGACAUAUUAUCUUGUUGGCUAACGGUAGAUUAGUUAAUUUGGGUUGUGCCACUGGUCAUUCUUCUUUCGUUAUGUCUUGUUCAUUCUCUAACCAAGUCUUGGCUCAAAUUGCUUUAUUCAGAGCUGGUGAUAAGGCAUUCAGAGAAAAACAUGUUGAAUUCCAAAAGACUGGUCCAUUCACCGUCGGUGUUCAUGUCUUACCAAAGAUUCUAGAUGAAGCUGUCGCUAAAUUCCAUUUGGAAAAAUUAGGUGUUCAUUUAACUACCUUAACUGAAGCUCAAUCUGAAUACUUAAGUGUUGCUCCAGAAGGUCCAUACAAGGCUGAUCACUACAGAUAUUAA
Messenger RNA from Naumovozyma dairenensis CBS 421, 1350 nucleotides. It is a transcript of the gene SAH1, whose product is annotated as adenosylhomocysteinase. The transcript has a single exon. The record is from RefSeq and is a predicted model, not a curated record. Gene Ontology annotation, biological process: L-methionine cycle. Bases 1 to 1350 code for a protein of 449 amino acids. Gene Ontology annotation, molecular function: adenosylhomocysteinase activity. Gene Ontology annotation, cellular component: cytosol. NCBI's taxonomy places the organism in Eukaryota, Fungi, Ascomycota, Saccharomycetes, Saccharomycetales, Saccharomycetaceae.